Molecule: messenger RNA, 973 nt
Organism: Scomber scombrus (Atlantic mackerel)
Lineage: Eukaryota; Metazoa; Chordata; Actinopteri; Scombriformes; Scombridae
Gene: park7
Product: parkinson protein 7
Exons: 6
Coding region: 90-659 (189 amino acids)
Biological process (GO): protein deglycation, glyoxal removal; guanine deglycation, glyoxal removal
Cellular component (GO): cytosol; nucleus
Molecular function (GO): protein deglycase activity
Source: RefSeq, a predicted model, not a curated record
UGCGGCGCAUGCCAGUGACUUUGUGCUGGAAGUUGCUGUCAGAAGUUAGCGUGUUUGCGCCUGUUAGUGGUGUAACUACAAACUAGAUCAUGGCAGGAAAGAGGGCAUUGGUAAUCGUGUCUAAAGGUGCAGAGGAGAUGGAAACUGUUAUUCCUGUGGACGUGAUGCGGAGAGCUGGGAUUGCAGUGACGCUUGCAGGACUGACGGGCAAAGAGCCAGUCCAGUGUAGCAGAAACGUCGUGCUCUGUCCUGAUGCCAGCCUGGAGGAAGCCAGCAAACAGGGCCCGUAUGAUGUUGUUCUUCUGCCAGGAGGAAUGCCAGGAGCCCAGAAUCUGGCAGAGUCUCCUGCUGUGAAGGAUGUGCUGAAAGAUCAAGAUGGCAGGAAAGGCCUAAUUGCAGCCAUCUGUGCAGGUCCCACUGCUCUUUUGGCACAUGGCAUCGGCUACGGCAGCACAGUCACCACACACCCUGCUAUGAAGGAGAAGAUGAUGGCUGGAGACCACUAUAAAUAUUCAGAGGCUCGAGUACAGAAGGAUGGACAUUACAUCACCAGCCGUGGGCCAGGAACCAGUUUCGAGUUUGCCCUGACGAUUGUUGAGGAACUUAUGGGAGCUGAGGUUGCAGCUCAAGUCAAGGCUCCUCUUGUAAUGAAAGACUGACUGUAGCCAUGUUCCCUUACAUCCUGCAAGCAGCACUGCCCACUGUAUUAGUCUAGCACUACUGAGACAACUAAUUCAAUGUAGCUGGCACAAGGUGUCAAAGCCACUAGUGACAAAGCAUCCUCCCCAGAGGACAUAAGGCCUUUUCUGUUUUGACAGGUUAUUAUCUUCCUGCAUUGGAAAGGAAAGGCACCCAUGUUUUUCCUUUCACACCCAACAACAACAUAGAUAAUCACUGCACAGACUUUCCAAAUGAGUUGUAAUAAAUUCUUUCAUUGUAGUUCCCCCCCCCCCCCCCCCACAAAUUGCUUGUU